Lepisosteus oculatus (spotted gar) is the source of this 2127-nucleotide messenger RNA. RefSeq names its product mitochondrial ribosome recycling factor (gene mrrf). Gene Ontology annotation, molecular function: ribosomal large subunit binding. Lineage: Eukaryota; Metazoa; Chordata; Actinopteri; Semionotiformes; Lepisosteidae. Gene Ontology annotation, cellular component: mitochondrion. The record is from RefSeq and is a predicted model, not a curated record. Gene Ontology annotation, biological process: translation.
CAGAAUAAUGGAAUAAAAUAAGCGUCGGACAGCGGAUAUGAUACCGUGUUAAAAUGGUAUAUUUUUCUAGUUCGAAGCAGGAUCUACUCAUUGCGUAUAAAGCAAUACAUCACUUUUAUGCUAAUAGCACUUGGAGUUCUUUUGGAAGGACAGAAGAAAAACCUGCUUGGUGAAAAUCCAGGAAUUCUCGGAAACAUUCAUAAAACUCGUGGCCCAAAUGUCAAUAAGACGCUGCUACCGAAAAGAUUGAACGGUUUCUACAGCUGCAACGUAUCACAAAGGAGCCGCGGCCUGCAGGCUCCAGUGUGUGGCGGCACUCACAGCGAUGGCACUCAGUCGUGUUGGCCUCCUGCGGGCGGCGUGGAGCAGAUCCCUGCCGGCUCUCGUGGGGUCGCCUCUGGAGUCAACUACGAGACGUCUCCUUGUCCUCCCCCACAGCUGCCAGCAGUGUGGGGGCCUGCUGCCAGCCCAGAAGAGGCAUUACGCGACCAAGAAAAGCAAAGCUAAAAGUAAAGGACAAGCUAAAGUGAAUAUCAAUUCAGCACUAGUAGAAGAUAUCAUUAAUCUGGAGGAGGUGAAAGAUGAGAUGAACGCUGUGGUGGUGAACCUCAAGGAAGAUUAUAGCAGGAAUUUAAGUAUCCGGACGUCACCUGGUGCUUUAGACCACAUCACAGUGAGCACAAAGGAUGGGAAGUUUCCAUUGAACCAGCUUGGGCAGAUUUCCAUGAAGUCUAAUCAGGUCAUCCUAGUAAAUAUGACCAGCUUCCCAGAGGCCACAGCGGCCGCCACCAGGGCCCUGAGAGAGAGUGGAAUGAACCUGAACCCGGAGGUGGAUGGGACAGUGAUCAGGGUGCCAGUUCCUAAAGUUACGAGAGAGCACAGAGAAAACCUUGCGAAGCUUGCAAAGCAGUUUACCAACAAGGCAAAGGAGUCCCUAAGGAAAGUAAGAACCAAUGCACUGAACCAAGUCAAAAAAUCAAAGGACACCGUUUCUGAAGACACCAUCAAGCUAAUAGAAAAGCAGAUACAACAACUGGCAGAUGGGGUUGCUGUUGACUUGGACAAUCAACUUGCCAUAAAAACCAAGGAGCUUCUGGGAUGAGAUUGGUUCAUGUUUUGGACCUUAUGGACACUGGCCUGCAGAAUACUGUCCAUGGACAUGUAAACCAACACCGACCGGAGCAGGACUCGGAACUCGGAAUGACAAAACCUGCUUUCAGAACUUGUGCCUCCAGAAAACGCAUUUGAGCUUGGCCCACUCAGCCAAUCUGAAGUAUUUAUGCAUUUCACUCAUGCAUAAACAAAUCCUGGCUCUCUAAUGCAUCGCCUGUUUCUCCACACAUUUGCAAGAAAGCACUGAAAAGUAUAGACUUUUAAUGUGAUUUUGGUUUCUCCUUUUAAUUAAAACCAAUGCCGCAAAUACUGUUGAUUUAAUAUAUGCCGUUUUAAAAGUAAUGGGCUGGGUAGAGACGUUGAGUCUGUUACAGAUUCAGGAUUAUUAAUACUUUGCCAACAUUGGUUUCAGGUCGUCUUUAAGGGGUUUUGCUCAUUUAAUCAGUGUUUCCACCAUUUUAGAGGACUUAGCACAGCUACCAACAUAAACAAAGUACAACUUGGACAUUAUUCAUUGAUGCUGUUUUGUAGAAACUCCUUUCAUUUUGCUUGUUUCUUGAUUUUUGUUUUUUGCCUCUAUAGCAUUUCCAUAAAAGUUUCAUCGGUGUGGUGCGUUUGAGUUUACCAUCAGUUUUCGUCUCUUCCCAGUGUAAAAUAUUGGCCCGGUAUGACUGAAUAGAUUCCAAGGGCAAAGGGGUAUUGUUGGUGUUUGUGAGAUCAGAUUUUGUUUUCGUUUGGAAAGCCCGGGUUCCAGCCCUCUGCUUGAAAGAACCAGUGAUACACGGAAUAAAAUGUAUGAUUCCCUAAAAAUCUUUGGUAUUCGUGGGUCAGCAUCUUUGUAGAAUGAUUGCAGCUUUAUCUUUAAAUCGUCAAGAUCUUAUAUUGUGCAGAGACUCACUUUGAAUUCUCAAGUUUUGCUGCUUGUUUGUAUAUAUACACACACUAUAGUAUAUUAGACACAGUGUGUAUUACAAAUAAGUCUUUAUCCCCUCAUAAACUCCAUUGUCCAAACUA